Molecule: messenger RNA, 1407 nt
Organism: Ambispora gerdemannii
Lineage: Eukaryota; Fungi; Glomeromycota; Glomeromycetes; Archaeosporales; Ambisporaceae
Source: the annotation of a GenBank genome assembly
AUGGAAGUAGAACAUGAUAAUGCUAACAAUGAAACUAAGAUUAAUAAUGACAUAGAAAUAGUAAAAACCGGGGAAAUAAAAGUAGAACAUGAUAAUGAUAGCAAUAAUAAAGUAGAAAUAGCAACAACAGAGAAAAAUGACAAGUCGAAAAAAGAAGGCGCAGCAAUGAGAAAUUUUUAUGUCAUUGCCUGUGGAUAUUUGUUAUUCACUUUGACCGAUUCGGGGCUACGAAUGAUUGUUUUAUUGGAGUUAUAUCAAAGACAUUUUAAUGCACUUCAAAUAUCCCUUAUGUUUACGUUAUAUGAAUUUUUGGGAGUAGUAACGAAUUUAGUGGGUGGAAUCCUGGGAUCUCGACUUGGACUUCGUUUUUGUCUGCUGACUGGACUCGUUGCCCAAAUAAUUGGGAUAGGAAUUCUGUGUGGUCUACAACGCGACUGGACAAGAACAGUCAUAAUAGUCUAUAUAACAAUCGCACAAGGAUUCAGUGGCGUAGCAAAAGACAUGGUAAAACUCGGCGGGAAAUCCGUCACGAAAAUAGUAAAACACAACGACUCGUCAACACAUCAAUCAGCUUUGUUCAAACUUGUCGCCUAUUUAACGGGCGCGAAAAAUUCAGUAAAAGGAGCUGGAUUCUUUUUAGGAGCUUUUUUACUGUCUUUUACCGGCUACAUAGUGUCGUUGAUAAUUAUGGCGGCUAUGAAUUUGGUGGUUAUUCCUUUUGCGUGGUUUUACUUGGAAAGUACUUUGGCUGUGAGUAACCGACGAAAACCGUUAUCGUUUAAAGAGGUUUUUGAUAAAGGAAGAGAUGUUAAUAUUUUAUCGUUGGCGAGAAUGUUUUUAUUUGGUUCGAGAGAUUUGUGGUUUGAAGUUCCAUUGCCGGUGUUUUUACGUGGAGAAAUUGGAUGGUCAUAUAUAGCAACUGGUGGACUUCUAGCAGGCUGGAUUAUAUUUUACGGAUUCAUACAAUCAAGCACACCACAAAUCCUAAAACCAAGCCAUCUCUACCCCAUAACAUCCGGCCGAAUUCUCGUACCAAUGACCUUCAUUCUCCUAAUCAUCACAAUUCUAAUCUCAAUCGUCACCACAAUCAUCACACAAACUAGCUUACUUCUCGGACUACUAAUCUCUGGUUUAUUUCUAUUUGCGUUCGUAUUCGCAGUGAAUUCGUCGGUGCACUCGUUCCUGAUUCUGGCGUAUUGUCAUCGUGACAAAGUGGCGAUGAACGUCGGGUUUUAUUAUAUGGCGAAUGCGCUUGGGCGGUUAGUCGGGUUGAUUAUCGGAGGUGUGUUGUACCAGUAUGUGGGGUUGUAUGCGUGUUUGUGGACGAGUGUUGGGGCGUUGUUUAUUUGUUUGAUAGUGUCGUGGUUUUUGGGACCGGUGCCCGAGGAAGAAAUGGUAUUGGAUUAA